Raphanus sativus (radish) is the source of this 1260-nucleotide messenger RNA. RefSeq lists its product as uncharacterized. NCBI's taxonomy places the organism in Eukaryota, Viridiplantae, Streptophyta, Magnoliopsida, Brassicales, Brassicaceae. The record is from RefSeq and is a predicted model, not a curated record. The transcript has 3 exons. The coding region runs from base 1 to 1260 and encodes 419 amino acids. Gene Ontology annotation, molecular function: RNA-DNA hybrid ribonuclease activity; nucleic acid binding.
AUGGCGUGGAUUGCGUGGUCUGACCUGGCUAAACCAAAAGCCUUGGGAGGUUUGGGGUUUAGAGACUUUCAGAGAUUUAAUGAGGCGGCUUUAGCAAAGCUAAGUUGGAGGAUUUUCGAAAAGCCUGAUUCUCUACUGAGUAGAAUAUUAAAAGGGAAAUAUUACCCGGAGGGAGACAUACUGAGUUGCCAACCGGUAUCUGCUAUCUCCCAUGGUUGGAGAAGCGUUUUGGUGGGCAGAGACCUACUCAUACAAAAUCUGGGAUGGGUUGUUGGAGAUGGAAAUGACAUCAAUAUCUGGAGUGAUCCCUGGCUAGAUCACACUAUGCAGUUGCGCCCGUAUGGCCCUGCUCCUGCAGAGUACUCACACCUCACAGUCGCUGACCUGAGAUACGAGAACCUCAUUCUCACCAUCAAGCCAAGUCUAGCAAAUGCACAUGACCGUAAAGUCUGGCUGGGAACUAAAUCUGGAACCUAUACCUCAAAGUCGGGCUAUUACUUUGCGACUGCAGUAGCAGAAGGAGAGGAUGACACAAGAACAAAUGCACACAGUCCCUGGUAUAAGAAUGUCUGGAACCUAAAAGCAUCACCAAAAGUUAAGAUGUUUGCUUGGAAAGUGCUGAAGAGAGCCGUACCAGUUUGGCGUGAUGCCCCCUUCGCUACAAGCUUUGAACCUAGAGGAAUAACAGAUUUGGAGACCAGCUGGUCAGCUAUAUGCGCCACCCCCUGCUUGCCUCCUACAGGAAUCAUAUCCAGCCAGCUAGGCCCUUGGAUACUAUGGAUUCUGUGGAAAGAAAGAAACAGACUUGUUUUUGAUGGAUUCUCUGCCUCGCCGGAAGAAGCUCUAACUAUGGCAGUAAGAGCAGCAAAGGAAUGGGAACUGGGACAGAAGACAGAGAAGAAGCCUACCAGCGCCCCCACGCAACAGCCUUUUACUCCGCACCCUGAAGCUACCUUAGUGCGUACGGAUGCAGCUUGGAGAAAGGAAGAUAGGAAGGCGGGUCUAGGUUUGACAGUAAAGACGGCAAGGUUCGAGAUUCGAAGGAAAAAACCAUUCUGUCAUGUUUCAUCAGCCCUAGUCGCAGAGGGACUAGCCAUUCGCGAAGCUCUGCUCUUCUGUAGAGAACACGGUUUAAAGAACAUUAGCUUGGAGUCUGACUCUUCACAGCUGAUUAAAGCUUUACGCAGUGGAGAGCCCCUAACGGACUGCAUGGGAUCCUCUCGGACAUCUUCAAUCUCUGUAGCGCCCCUGAGGCUUUGA